GGGUAUAUAAGAUUCGAUCCUGCUGAACUUAGCGCUCUCUUUUUUGUUGUUCUUCGCAUUCUCUGUAACUAUUGCCGGAUUAUAGGGGCUAAGAAUUUGGAAUUUAGUUUAUCGCAUAAUUUUGCUUUGUCAACAACACGCGCAUUAAACACCAAACAAGAAGACAGCGAUAACAAUUUGCUAUGGCAGAGGGGAAAUUAGACGCAAUAAUAUUCGGGGCCACUGGUUACACGGGUCAAGUGGCUGUCGAACAUGCCUUAGAGCUUCUCAAAGGCUUCAAGUGGGGCAUUGCAGGUAGAAAUCAGCCAAAACUUAAAGACGUCUUAUUGAAAGUUGGCAGACAAACUGGAAUGGAUUUAAGUCAUAUACCCAUCAUAUUAGCUGAUGUCAAUGAUCAAAAGUCCAUCGAAUCUAUGGCUAGAAAGGGCAAGGUUAUUGUAAAUUGCUGUGGUCCUUAUCAAAUCUAUGGUGAUGUUGUUGUCAAGGCAUGCAUUAACGCUGGAACGCAUCAUGUGGAUAUAAGUGGUGAACCCCAAUUCUUCCUUGGAAUGCAGCAUAAAUAUGAUGACUUGGCUAGAGAGAAAGGAUCCUAUGUGAUAUCGACAUGUGCCUUUGAAAGCAUUCCUUCUGAAUUAGGAGUUUUAUAUGCCGAGAAGAAUUUUCCAGGCACUGUUAAUUCUGUGGAGCUUUAUUGGGAAAGUAAAUUUAAGUUGCCGGACAAAUCUUCAAACGCUUUCUUAAACGUUGGUACUUGGAAAAGUGCUAUCCAUUGCAUGCAGCAUGCCCUAGAAAUAUUGAAACUGGAAAAGAAAGUCAAUAAAGAAAAACUUCCGAAGUUAACUCCAAAGUUAUGGAUGAAACCAUACUCUCACAAACCUGAGGGUUUGAAUGGCUACUUUGCUCCUUUCCCAGUUGCUGAUCGAUUUGUCGUUCAGAGGUCGCAACGCUUGGCCUAUGCGCAUGAAAAGAAGAGGCCCAUUCAAUUUGAAAUGUAUAUUGGCUUUGGGUGGAUGAUAUUGGCCCUUUUGUAUCCAUUAGUUUUAAUAACCUUAACAAUACUGGCUCAAAUCGGAUUUAUACGCAAAUUGAUGAUAAAAUAUCCCCACAUCUUUACCGGAGGUAUAGUCAGUAACCAAGGCCCACAGGAAGCAAAUAGAAAGGCAGCUGAAUUUAAACACACCCUAAAAGUUAAGGGCUGGUCCAAGGGCACCUCUGAAACGGAGGCUCCCAAUAAGGAGGCAUUAUUUCGAGUGUCAGGAAAAGAUCCUGCUUACAGUCUAACAGCCACCUGCGUAUUGCUGUGUGCCAAGGUUAUUCUAAAGGAAAGCCAUGUUAUGCCUGGAAGAGGCGGAGUUUUGCCCCCUGGUUUUGCUUUUGCUAAAACCCAUUUAAUCGAUGAGAUUAGCCGUGCCAAAUGGGGUCUUAAAUUUGAAGUAUUAAAAUAGAAAGUUUUUAAUAACAUAAUAUUUUAUAAU
Molecule: messenger RNA, 1475 nt
Organism: Stomoxys calcitrans (stable fly)
Lineage: Eukaryota; Metazoa; Arthropoda; Insecta; Diptera; Muscidae
Product: saccharopine dehydrogenase-like oxidoreductase
Exons: 8
Coding region: 183-1445 (420 amino acids)
Biological process (GO): glycolipid biosynthetic process
Cellular component (GO): mitochondrion; lipid droplet; plasma membrane
Source: RefSeq, a predicted model, not a curated record